Molecule: messenger RNA, 1808 nt
Organism: Drosophila kikkawai
Lineage: Eukaryota; Metazoa; Arthropoda; Insecta; Diptera; Drosophilidae
Source: RefSeq, a predicted model, not a curated record
AGCAAGGCAGGAAACGUUUUGAAUCAUUCUCAGUACUAACCUUGUGUGGUGAACACCAGCCUCUCUUAAAUAAAAAAAAUAUAUAUUGCAAUAAAAACAAUUUCUCGACAUUUUGUGUCUUCCACAGCCUUGUCCUUUGACGAAAAGCGAAUAUUAUAUUUGCAAAACCAAAGCCUGAUAAUGAAUGAAAUGAAAAUGAUGAAGCUGAUGAUUUUUGGGUUUAGCCUUAUGCUACUUAUGCAGCCUGGUCUAGGCAAUGUCCUUCCAUUUUUCUCAAUGAAUUUGAUUAAUGCCACUGAUGCUACUGCCGGAGGAAAGGCUACCAAUGGCACCACCGCUGCCAUCACCACCAUCACCACCACCACUCCCAUUGUCACCACCAUAAAGCCCAUGACUACAGAUAAAACAACCAAGAAGGAACAGCAGACUACCACCACUACUGCACCCGGAAAAGCAACCACUACCGCCGGUCCCCAUAAGGAUCUGGGUUAUAUGGGCUACAUGGACAGCCUGUUUAACUUGGAAAAUUCCAUGAGACGCAAAUACCAGAAACGUCGCGCUCACGGUGCUCCACCAACCAAGGCUCCACUGGGUGGCAAAAUUUUGGCCCAGCCGUUCAUGUACUACAACAUGGCACCACCUCGAAUGGAGGCGGCCAGAAUUGACCUGGAGCUAAGCUAUAAACCAUCGCACAAAAUGCAUGAAUUGGCCAAGGAGGUAGGUGAUGGUAAUGGUGGUGGUGUCCCCUCGAAGCACCACAAACCCACUCUGCCGCCGUUGAUCGAAAUGUUGAGCAAGCCGCAGCAGCACCCGGACAUGCCCCCGAUCAUGGAGUUUCUGCACGGCAUCGUGGACUUGGUUAUCAACAGCAGCAGCAGCAAUGUCAAGGGUGGCAAUGAAUCAAAGCCGGUGGGUUACUUCAACAAGACCAUCUCUCCAGAUGGCAAGCAUUUGCUAAAGGAGUUUGGACUGCUCUCUCCCAACAUGAAGAUCAAGGGGAUCCAGCAGGAGACCAACUAUGGAAUUCCCUUGGAUCAGGACACCUACGAGGCCUUGCAGGAGGUUUUGGGACCAGCUUUCAAGCCGAUAAAGAUGUCAAAGAAAGGGGAGCAGCAGCAGCAGCAUCACCAGCUGAAGCAGCAGCAUUUCAAGGAGUUGCAGCAUCUGAAGGGGUUGCAGAAGCCAAAGAAGCAACAGCAUCGCCGCGAACCUCAGCUGGGAAUGUAUCCCGAUUAUGAGUUGUUACCUAGCGGCAUUGACAUGGCCUUGCGCAAGAACUAUGAGAUGAUUGACCGCCUACUGGAUGAUCUUGAGCAGGAGGACGACUUGUUGCAGGUGAUCAAGGAUGCUACUAAGCAAAUAACAGACCAAACAAUCCAACUGACCAACGUCUUACAGAAAAAGAACCAUCAGCCCACGGAGGAGCUCAUCGUGAGCUGUCCAAUUCACCAUGAAUUCCAUGCCGAUCGCUUUGGCGAUGUAGUCGAGGAGGAUGUGGUCGAUGUGGGCGAAUGCGAGGCAGUCAAGAUUCAGGAUUAAUCGAGGGGGGCUUAAGGGAUAUUAACAUAACUUUCCAUUCACGGGUUUUCUCACGGGUUUUCACAAAAUUUGUUAGGUUUCCUUUUGUUUUUCUCAACGGUUUUCAUAGCCCCAACUGCCACCCCCUCCAAUUGUUUUUCUUUUUCGGUCAGACAAGGGGAAAGUCGGCCUUAAAUUGUUUGCGUUUAUUGAAGUUUUAAAUAAUUUUUGGGAUAUUAACAAAUUAAGUUUAAAAGGGAGCGCUAAAUAAAUUAAAUACACACACCCAA